AUGAAAAUCAUUAACAGCAUUCUCCUCCUGUGUGGCCUUGCAUUCUUCGUCAUCUUUAUGUCUCUGUUGGAACCCCAGAACUUGCUGGCCACCGAAUUCGACGUUCGAGUCAUCAACGGCUUCACAAACAACUCGUCCCUGCCACUGGUCAUCUGGUGUUCGUCUAAAGAGAAUGAUCUCGGUGGACGUGCGCUUCAGGAGAAGGAUGACUUCAGUUGGAGGCUGAGGACUAACAUCUGGGGCUCGACUAACCAUUUCGUGUGCACGAUGAAAUGGGAUGCAAGGCGAAGGCGCUUCGACGCCUUCAAGAUUCCGAGAGAUGUUCAACGGUGUGGCCCUUUCCGGAAGUGCUCAUGGCUGGUGAGGGAGGAUGGGUUUUAUUUCAGCAGCGAUGAAGUAAACUGGAAAAAGGACUUUUCAUGGUAGUAAUUAAAUUUUGAAUGGCGA
Messenger RNA from Argentina anserina (silverweed cinquefoil), 447 nucleotides. RefSeq names its product S-protein homolog 5-like. The transcript has a single exon. NCBI's taxonomy places the organism in Eukaryota, Viridiplantae, Streptophyta, Magnoliopsida, Rosales, Rosaceae. The coding region runs from base 1 to 426 and encodes 141 amino acids. The record is from RefSeq and is a predicted model, not a curated record.